This is a messenger RNA of Spea bombifrons (plains spadefoot toad), 1759 nucleotides long. It is a transcript of the gene RNF150, whose product is annotated as ring finger protein 150. The record is from RefSeq and is a predicted model, not a curated record. The transcript is spliced from 7 exons. NCBI's taxonomy places the organism in Eukaryota, Metazoa, Chordata, Amphibia, Anura, Pelobatidae. The coding region runs from base 30 to 1391 and encodes 453 amino acids.
GGGGGAGAGAGCAGAUCCCGCUCUAGCCAAUGAAAGGCAGGUCUCUGGCUGUGACAUAUGCGGCAGGCAGAGUUGCUGGAGAGAGAGAGAGAGCAGGCAAAAUAAAAAUGGCAAUGUCUCUCAUUCAAGCGUGCCGCAGCCUGUCUCUGUCCACCUGGCUGCUGUCCUUCUGCUUCGUGCAUCUGCUCUGCCUGGACUUCACGGUGGCCGAGAAGGAGGAAUGGUACACGGCCUUCGUCAACAUCACCUUCUACGACCCGGUGAGCGGUGCGAACCGGACGGAGAAGACCGAGUGCGGGAGGUACGGCGAGCACUCCCUCAAGCAGGAUGCCUGGGGCUUGGCGGUGAUGCCCUCCUCCCAGCCGGAUAGACUGGCCUGCGACCCGGCCACCAAGUUCCAUGUACCUGCCCAUGCAGUGAGAUGGGUGGCUCUGAUCCCCAAGGGGAACUGCACAUUCAGGGAUAAGAUACGGCACGCAGCCAUGCACAACGCCUCGGCUGUACUCAUUUAUAACGUGGGCUCCAGCAAUGCCAAUGACACCAUCACCAUGGCCCAUGCAGGAAUUGAAGAUAUUGUAGCAAUAAUGAUCCCAGAGCCGAAAGGAAAAGAGAUAGCAAGCCUGAUUGAAAGGAACAUUAAUGUGACAAUAUAUAUUACAAUCGGCACAAGGAACUUACAAAAAUUUGUCAGCCGCACAUCGGUGGUGUUUGUGUCCAUAUCCUUCAUUGUCCUGAUGAUCAUUUCCCUUGCAUGGCUCGUUUUCUACUACAUCCAGAGAUUUAGAUACGCAAACGCUCGGGACAGGAACCAGAGGCGGCUUGGGGAUGCAGCAAAGAAGGCCAUCAGUAAACUGCAGGUCAGAACUAUCAAAAAAGGUGACAAGGAAACAGAACCAGAUUUUGAUAACUGUGCUGUUUGUAUUGAAGGAUAUAAACCUAAUGAUGUUGUCCGAAUCUUGCCGUGCCGGCACCUUUUCCACAAAUCGUGUGUGGAUCCUUGGCUAUUAGAUCAUCGUACAUGUCCAAUGUGUAAAAUGAAUAUUCUGAAAGCUCUGGGGAUACCGCCAAAUGCAGAUUGCCUAGAUGAUAUCCCUCCGGACUUUGAAGGUUCCGUGGGGCCACCCACCAAUCAAAUAACAGGAGCUAGCGAUGUAACUGUGAACGAGAGUUCUGUAGGAGCUGACCCUCCUGUUCGUACAGUGGGUGUAUUACAAGUGAUCCAAGAUGCAGAAGUACUUCCGCAGGUCGGGGACAUUAGCCUUACUGCAAGCAGUGAACAGGAGCCAGCACUCAGCAGUGAUUCUGAUAUUUCUCUCAUUAUGGCGGUGGAAGUGGGACUUUCAGAUGUGGAUCUCUCCACUGACCAGGACUGUGAGGAGGUGAAAUCCUGAGCAGGAACAUUGCUGCAAAUAGAAGGAUGGUCAUAGAAGAUGGGAAGAGAUGGCUCUCCUGGAGUUUGGACUGUUCCAAAAAAUAAAGCAUAAACAAAUCUCCACCACCAUAAAAUCUCCAGUGCUCUCCAUUCCAGGAUGACCAUGGAAAGCAAUAGCGCCAGAUGCCUGCUGUGUUCAGCACAGUUUCUUCCCGUUGGAUUUUCAGUUGGGUUGAUUUUGGGAGCAGAGGUUUCCUCCUUCCCUCUCACGUGCAAGGCUUCAAACUGCAGGCUUCCCCUGUUGUGGAUAGCGGACCUGGAAACUAAAACUGAAAUCUGAUGCUGUUUCAUAAAAAAGGAAUACGAAACAAAAAUAGAGAUUAAAAA